Papilio xuthus (Asian swallowtail) is the source of this 931-nucleotide messenger RNA. RefSeq names its product kynurenine formamidase. Gene Ontology annotation, molecular function: arylformamidase activity. NCBI's taxonomy places the organism in Eukaryota, Metazoa, Arthropoda, Insecta, Lepidoptera, Papilionidae. The record is from RefSeq and is a predicted model, not a curated record. The transcript has 5 exons. Bases 97 to 900 code for a protein of 267 amino acids.
UAUAGGGAUAUAUAUACAGCUUAUAAUUAUAAUAAUAGUUACAUAAAAUUAUUACUUUAUACGAAGAAACGAGUAGUAGAAAUAGUUUGCUUAAAAAUGUCUUACCUAACGUCCGUGUCUCUGUGUUUUUUGUUGUGUACUUAUAUAUUAGCGGAUAAAAGUUUGAAUGAAGUUUUAAUUAAUGGCGAUUACGAUUUUAUCGAUUUAACAUAUCCAUUUGAUAAUCAAACGAUUUAUUGGCCUGAUAGUCAAGAAUUUCAAUUUACAAAGAAAACCGCAAUGUUUCAACGCGAUGGGUCAUGGUACGCCUCGAAUGACUUUACUGCUGGCGAGCAUGGCGGUACACACAUUGAUGCUCCUUACCAUUUUUUGGUCGACGGUCUGCAAGUUGGACAGAUCCCACUCAACAAGCUUAUAAUACCACUUAUAAUCGUAGACAUAGCUUCUAAGGUCAAUGAUGAUCCUAAUUUCGUUCUCUACAAGCAUCACAUGGAUUACAUGUUGAACGAUAACAUGGGCAAACCAUGUUUAAUUAUUUUUAAAUUUGGUUGGAGCAAAUUCUUUUGGGAUAAGAAGAAAUAUUUGGGAAUAAAUAACGAUCAAUUAAAUUUCCCAGGUCUGAGCGCCGAAGUGGCUGAAUGGAUAGUUUCGAGUUAUAAAAAUGUGGUUGGCGUAGGCGUUGAUGUGGCGUCUGUCGAUCCCGGAUCAAGCACUGAUUUCCCUGUGCACAAAAUACUGUUGGGAGCAGGGCUUUACAAUAUUGAAAAUGUAUAUUUCCAGCGACAUAUUCCAGAUCAUGGUUGCACGGCGUUAGUGAUGCCGAUGAAAAUUGCGAAAGGCACUGGAGCGCCGCUACGCCUCGUCGCAAUAUGUCCGAAACACAAACCGGAAUACUUUUAGGAAUUGAAUUUCAUUAAAAUAAUUGUUCAUA